Molecule: messenger RNA, 5487 nt
Organism: Stylonychia lemnae
Lineage: Eukaryota; Ciliophora; Spirotrichea; Sporadotrichida; Oxytrichidae
Source: the annotation of a GenBank genome assembly
AUGAACUUACUUAAUCACGAACAGAAACUUAAAUUAUAUGGAGACAAGAUUCCUUAGAAUCAAGUAUCAGCACCGAAGUGGUCUCAAAAUAUAUCAGAUUUAGUGAAGAAAAGUCACUAGCAGAAAUUUCAACUUAAUCCACCAGCGCAUCAUAACUAAGAUAUCUAGUUUUAAAACAAUAGACUCGUUUAGAAGCUUGUUAAUAUCCAUCAUUAGAAUUCAGGCGAAUAGUAGCCAAUAGGAAUAAAACUCUCUUAAACAGCUUAGGGGUUCAUGCUAAAAGAUCAAAACAAAAGAGUGACAUUGGACGAGUGCACAAAUAAUUUUGCACAAUAGAAAAAUUUAAACUAAAAUUACCCCUAAUCUCAAUAGCCUUUAAACAAUAUAACAUCAAACAGAUCUGGAAGUAGCUAAGGAUUUGCUAGUAUUAAAUCAAAUCAGGGCAUCAAUACUGCCAAAGCUAUAGGGCAAUUCAAGUUUAACCUUACUUUAAAUCGUAACAAGCAAAUGCAGCCUAAUCAGAAAAGUCAAGAGUUCGCAGGAUUUUAUCCAAAUUAGUAAAACUAAUAAGUCUAGUAGUUAAAUGAAGAGUAAAAUGUGUAUGAAAAUUUUGGAGAAGAUUAAGAAGCCAACUUUAUGAAUCAAAUUCCAGAUAGGCAAAAAACUAUAUAGCCUAGAGGAAGAAGUAAUCUAGGGCCCCGACAAUAAAGUAAAUUUAUGCUUGUCUAAACAAUUGAAGAGUAAAAUAAUUAACCUGAUAUCCUCGACGACUACAACGACCUUGAUGAGGAAUUUGAUCAACAAAAAUUGAACAAAAAGAGAUAGAGUAAUUCUCAGGCCACUAGAAAUGUUUAAAACCCAAUAGCAAAGAAAGUGCUUGAAAAAUUCAAUUUAUUAAACGACACUAACAUGGAAUCAAUGGAGGAAAGAUAAAAAAUUUUCGAGGAAGAAAUAAUUAAAAGAGUUAAAGAGAUUCAAAAAUAUGCUAAAACCCUCCAUCUUUCUAUAAAGAAAAUUCAAAGUCAAAAUGGUAAGAAAACCGAAGAGUGGUAGUUAAUUAAAGAAUAAUUGACCAAACUUAAAGAUGAAGUUGAAAAGGAUGAUGUUAACGAACAAAUUAUUCAGGAAAUGAUAGACACUAAACUUAAAUAAAGCUAAGAUGAGCAAUAAUUGCAACUUUCGAAUCUUGAGAUUAAGAUUACCAAGGAAAAUGAUAAUAAGAUUUAGAGGGCUUUGAAAAAUACAUAAAAUGAGUUAUCCCUUCAAAUUGAAAAUAUUAAGCAAGAAAUAAUAAGUCAAGUUUAUGAAGAUUAUAUUCAUUAGCUAAAGUCUGAGCUAUCCAAAACAAUGAAUGAUAAAUUUACAAAUUCAAUAAAGAUUUAGGACAAAAAUUAGCAAGAAACUAAAGACCAGAUAAAUGGCUUAAGUUUAGAAUUGGAAGAUUUCAAACUUUAAACUUAAUAGUUUCAAAAAGAUUCUAGUUUCAAACAAGAGAAAUCUUAAAAGUAUUUGAUCGACACCAAGGACAGUAUUAAUGAAUAAAUGCAAUCAUUUCAAGAAAACUUUAAUGAUUAACUUGAUCAACUUAAGAAGAAAAUAUCAAAGGAACUGAAAAAUGACUUAGAUAUGAAGUAAUAUGCUACUUAAUCAGACUUAAAUGAUCAUAUUGUCUAAUUUAACUCAAAGUUAUCAAUCCUAAGUGAAUCUAUGAAUAAAAGAACCCAAGAUAAUUAAUAGCUUGAUGAGAUCAGAAAAUUAGGGUAAGUCAUUGGAGAAAUUUAAGUUAAGCAAGAGAAUUAUGAUAGAUAACUAAAUUCAAAUAUGAACAAGAUCUCUAAUCUUGAAAGAUAAAUUUCAGACACCAAUGAAAUUGAUGCCUUAAAGAAUUAAUUAGACUUGAAUAAUGAGCAGAUAAGCAAUGUUCAAGGUGUGUAAGAUAAUAUUCAAUAAGAAUUGUAAGAAAUCUAGCAAAUACAGCAUGAUAUCUCUGAAUAGCUAAACUAGAUUUAGAAUUCACAUGAAUAGUCUGUUAGAACAUCUGAGCUUUCAAUACAAAGGGUACAGAAUAAACUUGAAUUAGACAUAACACAUAUGAGAACUGAAUUCGAACAAUUGAUAGCAGAUAAUCACAACAACUAGCAAGUGCCUGUUCAAAUAAAUGAAGAUCAAAUCGUUGAAUCAGUUCUUUUACAAAUAGAUCCACAAUUUGAAGAAUUAAAAGCGAAGAUUAAUCAAGGUGAGUAAGAAAAUUAGGAACAUCAGUAAAAUCUUGAAUAAGAUUUCAAGUAAAUAACAGAUCAUAUCGAGUACUUAAAGCAACAAAUUACAUAGAAGCUUAAUAGAACUGAGAUCUAGGAAAUUAAAUCAGAUUUAGAUGACUAAAUUAACUAAAUUUCAAAGUAAUUGAAGAAAGUUGAUGAGAGAUUACACAGUCAGGAGGAAAUAAUCUUAGACAAGGAGAAGCAAAUCAAUGAAAUAGGAAAUGUAUAAACUGCUAUGAAAGAAUAGGUUGUUGAACUUUAAUUCCAAGUUUAAAAUGAAGAAAAUUUCGAAGAGAUCAAUUAAAAUAUCGAAUCUCUAAAUGAAUAAUUUGAUAGAAAGAUAAAUGAGCUAGAUUCAAAGAUAGAGCAAAUCGCACAAUAGUAACUAGAAGGACUCGAUAGAUAAUAAAAUAAUAGCUAGAAUGAAGAAUUUAUAGCCCAUUUUAGAGAAAACCUAGCUAUUAUAUCAAAUGAUUUGAGACUUAAACUCGACAUAGAAGCAUUCAAUAAUUAGCAUGAUUAACUAAAUGGUAAACUUGUACUGCUUGACUCUAAAAUUAAUGGCUUGAAAUAAAAAGAUGAAAAUAUUGAUUAAACUAAUAAUCAUAUUUCACUUGAAAUCCAAUAGCUAAGACAAAAUCUUGAAAGUAUUGAAUAAGAAAACCAACACUAAUUAAUUGAAAUUUAGAAGAAGCUAGAUGAUUUUGAUUAAAAGUUGGUGAAAUCUUAAAAUGAAAUUCAUUACGAAUUAAAUCAUCUUAGCUAAAGUCAAAAUGUGCCUUAAUAAGUAUAGGAGGUUCCUCAAAUUGAUGAUUAAAGAGUUAAUAAAUUAGAAGAGUAGAUUAAGCAUUUUGGCAUAGAGUUCACUUAGGUUAAGGCAUUAUUAGCCUAAAAUAAGGAUGAUUCAGUAAAAAACAUUCUUCCACUUAAGAAUGACCUUUAAAAUGUAAAGCAUGAACUUGAAAAUGAUUUUAAAGUACAAAGUGAAAAAUUAUCUCAAUAAAUUGACAAAGUUAAAUAAGACCUUAAUGAAUAAAGAGAAUAAUUAGCUACUCAAGAGCAUAAAAUCAGCUUAUAAGAAGUAAAUAUGGAAGAUUAAGCUAAAUCUUCCAAAAAUGAGAUAGAAUCAUUAGAAACAAAUAUAAAUCAUAUCUAAUAAGAUAUACCUUUGAUUCUUAAAAAGUUAGAUCAAUUGAGGGAUUAAGAAUAAAAUUCAUCAAACACUUAAAAACAAUCUUAAUAAUAAAUCAAGCAAAUUGAAGAUAAUUAUCAUCAAUUAAAAGAAAAAGUAUAAUUUUAAGAUAAUCAGAUUUAAAGGUUAUCUUAACUUUUAGAUCUGUUGAACGUAUAAUAAAAACAAGAGAGUAUUAAUCAAGAGGAUAAUAGAAUUCCUGAAAUAAUUGAAUCAAUUGAAGAUCUUCGAACUUAAAUUCAGUAACUAAAGUAGAUAGAGCACAUUCCACAGAUUGAAAUCAAUAAGAUCUAAAAUGAAGAAUAGUAAAUGUAUUCACCUGCAGGUUUAGAGAUGUCUAAUAUCAAUUCUUGCAGAUCUCCACAAAAUUUCUUGGGAUCUUCUCAAAAACCUUAAAAUAGUAAUUAGCUCAAUGUCAAUUAUCAAGGUCAUUUCUUAGAAGACUUGUCAGAAGCAGAUCUUUCUCAUAAUUCACACAAUAAGUAUGCUAACCAAACAGAUGAUGGCGAUCUUAUGAUGUAUAACAAUAAGACUUAAUCAUUAGGAACUAGUUCUAUAAUGAGCAAUAAACUGCAUAAUAUGCUAAGUCCAGUUGAAUCAAGGUAAAAUCUUAACUUUAAUCAAUAAGUUACUGAUAAGCUAGCAGUUAUCAAAGAAUAAUAAGUUGAAUUAGUCGAGAAUGUUCCUAUAGAAGAAAAUCAAUUUAUGGAGGAAGAAGAGGAAGAAUUUUAGUAAAACUUUGAAAUCAAUGAAAGCCAAUAAUAGAAUCAACAGUAGCAGCAUAUUUCUUAACUUUAUAUGGAAGCAGACUCUAACGCUAGAGAAAUUGGACCUAUACACAGCUUGGACAAACAACUAGCUAGUUAGAAUGAAAUAAGCGAAGAGAGCCAACAAAUGAUUUCAAAUCUAAAUGAUCCUUAAUAAACAGAUGAGGAUUUAAUCGAUCUUAAUCACUCUCAAAAUAUUAAAGAACAGUAAAAAGAAGAGAAAACUUAACAACAAAGCAUUAUUCAUUAAAACAAAGAAGUUGAAGAUGACCAAGAGUUCGAAGGGGAAUUAAGUCAGAAUCUUUCACAAUAAGAAAUUGAUGAAAUAAACGAGGAUCAAGAUUUAAUGGAGUAAUUUGAAUAGCAAAAUGAUGAAUAUCUGCCUGAGCAUAAUAGGUUUGACUAAAACUAACUAUUUAACCCAAGUUAAAUGUUGAAAUACUAAUAAUUUGAGGACGAUGAAUAUGCAAGUGAGGAGGACAAAAUUGAACUGUAAAAUAUCAGUCAAUAGUAAAAAAACAGAUAUGUAUUAGAUGAUGAUAGUGAAGAAAAUAAUUAUUAAGCUAGUAAACCUGUUCCUUAGGCAUAAAUAAACUAAAUUCCUCAAGAGGACAUGGAUUUGUUAGGAUUAAAUACCGAGUAAGCUUAAGAAUAGGAGUAUUAUUAAGAGCAAGAUGAAGAUUAUGAAUAAGAGCAUGAUUAGCUAUAACUAGGUCAAGGGAAAUUAAUAUAAGACGAAGAGGAAUUUGAAGAUGAUCUUAAUCAAAAUGAAGAGCAAUAUUCAGAAAAUGAUGUUAAUUAGCAUUUCAACCAAGAAAAUGGAGGUGAUUUAUUCGAGCAAAGAAUGAGCUUCGUGGAAGAUGAUAAUCAACAUCAGUACUAUGACGAGAAUCAGUUUAUGCUAGCUUAAUAAGCAGAUAAUUCAUUCUAAAAUCAACAUAAUUUACACUAAAUGCAUUAAUACCAGCCUGAAAACGAAUAAGAAUCUCUAUAGAGAUCUCCAGAUGUAAACGACUACUACGAAGAAUAAUAUGAUGAAGACUUCCAGUAAGAGGAAGAUUAUGAAAAUCAAAAUAUACUAAAUUCUCAGCAAUAGUUAGAUCAAAGUCAAGAGGAGCAACCAGAUGAUGGUUAUGGGGAAGAGGAAGAAAUUUUAGAGCUCACUCCUAGGCAAUGCUCUGAGAUGCUUGCAGAAUUUAUAUUUAGUUCAGAGUUGGACUUCUGCUUGGAUGAGCUUGAGUUAUUAAAAUCAAGAAAAUUCAAUUGA